GUGCGGUGACCAGUCCGGAGUUCUCCGUUGCACCGGGCUGCAUAUGUUGCAGGAGGCGGGACGCAUCCUCUCUGGGAUGAAAUGAAAGAUGCCUAAAGAAAACGGUGGACUCUGUCAGCGAGGGUUUUAAACACUGAAGCUUCCUGUGGAUUCAUCAGCAGGUCAGAUCUGAUCCAUGCUCUCUCUCCAUGCUCUCUGAUGCCCACACGUUGAACUUGAAGCAUUGCUGACAUAAAGCUCUCAGUGACCAGCAGGAGGCGCCGGCAGGAGGCAAAGGCUGUCUGCAGGAGGCGAAGGCUGUCUGCAGGAGGCGAAGGCUGUCUGCAGGAGGGGAAGGCUGUCUGCAGGAGGGAUGGUGAUGGAAAGUGUAGCUGGGAAGAAGCUCCUGGAGAUCACUGGACCGGCUUUGUCCCAGAGGAAACUCCUGGUGGGCCUGGACCUGCUGUGCCUCCUCCUGGCUUCCAUUCCUUUCUUUGCCUGUGAGUUGAAAGCAGUGAGUCCUUACAGGAGGGGCUUUAUGUGUGGAGACCCCAGCAUCACUUAUCCCUACCAGCACCGAGAGGCCAUAUCUGACGAGUUACUCAUCAGCGGCGGCAUCAUCAUCACCGGCCUCACUAUCACCCUCGGGGAGUGUUACCGGGUCCGUUUCCUCGCCGUCAGCUCCAAGGCCUUCAUCAGGAACCUGUAUGUGUCGUGUCUGUACAAGGAGCUGGGCUGCUUCCUGUUCGGCUGCUGCGUCGGCCAAUCGCUCACUAACAUGGCCAAGCUGAGCGUUGGCCGGCUGCGACCUCACUUCCUGUCCGUGUGUGGGGUUACAUAUGCGUCGCUAAACUGCACACCAGGAACCUACGUCGCCACGGUGAACUGCCGCCAGCCGGACCACCGUUUAGAGGAGGCCAGGAAGUCCUUCUUCUCUGGCCACGCCUCCUUCGCCAUGUAUACAAUGCUCUAUUUAGCAUUUUACCUGCAGGCUCGGCUGACAUGGCGAGGGGCUCGGCUGCUCAGGCCCGCACUGCAGUUCUUUCUGGUUCUGCUAGCGGUUUACACCGGUCUGACCCGCAUCUCAGACUACAGACAUCACCCGUCUGAUGUGACAACAGGCUACAUACAGGGGGCGCUCACAGCUUACUGGGUGGUCAGUAUACACCUGGUUUGUUUUCAGUGUGUGUUCACAUGUUGCCGUGUUUAUGUUGGUCGUGUGUUUGUUUCUCGCAGGCCUUCCACAUCUCGUCCAUGUUUAAGAGCAUAAGUUCAGAUCUGUCCCCGACUGAAACCCUGGACAGCCCCCUGUCCCCCCAACACACUGUCUGCUAGAUCCUCCCAUACCUGUACCAACAUCACCCACCUGCAGCCUGUAGUCCGCUUUGGAGAGAUGUGAAGUUUGUGAAACCAUUUCCUGUGAAGACAAAGCUCGUACCUCAGCGGGCCGAGCAAGAGAGAGUUUGUUUUGAGGCUCAGAGGACAAGAGAUGAAAGCUGAGAGCAAAUAAGAGGCGGGCAGGAAGUCUGAGCUCUUGACCCUUCGACCUUUGGACUGACCUCAGCUUCAGAUGUGACCUGUGAGAGGAGGCACCCCCCCCCUCCCCUCCACUCUCUACGGCACCUGUAAAUAUAAACAGAUUGUAUAUGGCACUGUUUUAAUCACACCUUAUUCUUUCUUCAGUUCCCCUUUGAUCAGGUAGGAGAUCCUGUGUUUUAUAUGAUGUAGCAACACAAAGACAGACGCUGGUGUUCCUAAUGUGCUGAUAGCUCCUGUUUGUAAUACAUGCAGUUUAUUAAUAAGAGAAUACACCUAACUCGUGUGUUUGACAGGUCUGCUGCUAUUUAUCUGACUUCAUGUUUAUUUUACUAAAUGUUGUUGUUAGACUUCUGACCAAUCAGAGAGCACAACAGUUAUUAAAUAAAUACGAUUAAAAAUCAA
Molecule: messenger RNA, 1920 nt
Organism: Labrus bergylta (ballan wrasse)
Lineage: Eukaryota; Metazoa; Chordata; Actinopteri; Labriformes; Labridae
Product: phospholipid phosphatase 3
Biological process (GO): phospholipid metabolic process; phospholipid dephosphorylation; signal transduction
Cellular component (GO): plasma membrane
Molecular function (GO): phosphatidate phosphatase activity
Source: RefSeq, a predicted model, not a curated record